Molecule: messenger RNA, 865 nt
Organism: Rubroshorea leprosula
Lineage: Eukaryota; Viridiplantae; Streptophyta; Magnoliopsida; Malvales; Dipterocarpaceae
Source: the annotation of a GenBank genome assembly
GCAAGAGAAGUCAGGCCACCCUCCAGAAGUAAAAUGCUAAAAAACAAUAACCUCUCUUUUCUAUGGUACUUUUCUUCCGUGUUGGUUUACCUUUAGGGCUUCAAGUGGAAUCAGUUCUAUUCAUGGCAGAAGCAAGCAAAGCCUACCAACAGAAGCAGAAAAUGCCAGGAGACAGGAAGAUUGGGGUGGCGAUGGACUUCUCCAACAGCAGCAAGAACGCUCUGAAAUGGGCUAUUGAUAACUUGGCGGACAAAAGUGACACUCUGUACAUCGUCCACAUCAACCCUAACUCUCUUCACGAGGAUCGUAACAAUCUUUGGGCCACAUCUGGUGCUCCUCUUAUCCCUUUGUCAGAGUUCAGGGAACCGGAGAUCAUGAAGAAGUACGAUGUCAAAACUGAUAUGGAAGUUCUUGACACGCUUGACACUGCUUCCAGACAGAAACAGAUCACGGUCGUUACGAAACUGUAUUGGGGAGACGCAAGAGAAAAGCUUCUUGACGCUAUUGAAGAUCUGAAGCUGGACUCUGUGGUUAUGGGAAGCAGAGGACUUGGUACCAUCAAAAGGAUUCUGUUAGGGAGCGUGAGCAACCAUGUGAUUACACAUGCUGCUUGUCCUGUCACCAUUGUCAAGGAUUCAAGCUUCAGCAAGCAUGAAUGAGUAACUUACAACUCUGAUCUAUAAAUAAUUCAGUUGGCAACGUGAGUGCCCAUCAGUUUGCUUGCUUGAACCGGCUUUGUUGUUUAAUUUGAUUGUCAUAAUACUUUUACGUUUGGAACAUUGGCUUCCCAGAAUAAAUAUAGUUGAUUUCCUAAGUCAGGACUGUUCUAGAGAUCGAUCUGGGUUAUUAAACAUCUUUGUCUUAU